This is a messenger RNA of Mesorhabditis belari, 390 nucleotides long. The record is from the annotation of a GenBank genome assembly. Lineage: Eukaryota; Metazoa; Nematoda; Chromadorea; Rhabditida; Rhabditidae.
AUGGACCUUAUUCUCUUCAUUUUCCUAGCACUGCUUGCAAAUGAUCAAGUUCAGGCAAUAAAUUGUUACUACCACGAUGCUGCUACUGAUGGGCCAGAUUCAUCGGCUACCAUGAUUGAUUGUGGACCACAGGAGAAAUAUUGUUUUUUCGGUCAUGAGGAGAUUCAGAAUGAAACUGUGGUCAUGAAAGGGUGUGGAGAGAUGGAAUGCGAAGGAAAGGAAGUCGAAAAGGAAUAUAUGGUAGAUUAUGGUUUCAAAUUAAUCUUCCGUUGUUGCGACACGGAUUUGUGCAAUUUGAAUGAGACUAUCACUUCAAAAAGCACUAAAAGUGAGAUUUCGUGGUCGUCGCUCAUUUUGAUGGGAUUUUUCUCAAUUUGGAUGACUUUCUUC